Molecule: messenger RNA, 3390 nt
Organism: Diospyros lotus (date-plum)
Lineage: Eukaryota; Viridiplantae; Streptophyta; Magnoliopsida; Ericales; Ebenaceae
Product: probable cellulose synthase A catalytic subunit 1 [UDP-forming]
Exons: 14
Coding region: 1-3231 (1076 amino acids)
Biological process (GO): cellulose biosynthetic process; plant-type primary cell wall biogenesis
Cellular component (GO): trans-Golgi network; plasma membrane
Molecular function (GO): cellulose synthase (UDP-forming) activity
Source: RefSeq, a predicted model, not a curated record
AUGGAGGGAAUGGAGGCUGACUUUUACGACAGGAACGAAUUUAUCCGGAUAUGGCAAGAAUCAGAUUGUGGGAUAAUGCAGCCCGAUACCCUGAAGCAAUUCAAUCUUGAAAUAUGUCUGAUAUGCGGAGAUACUGUUGGCCUUUCAGCCAGUGGUGAUGUUUUCAUUGCCUGUGACGAGUGUGCCUUCCCAGUUUGCAGGCUCUGUUAUGAGUAUGAGCGGAACCAUGGGAGUCAAUGCUGUCUUCAGUGCAAGACCAGAUAUAGGUGGCACAGAGGAAGUCCACAAGUCGAGGGAGAUGACGAAGAAGAUGAUAUUGAUGACUUGGAAGAUGAGUUCAAUUAUACUCAAGGAAAUAGAGACGAAACAUGCCAGUGGCAGGGGGAGGAUUCUGACCUAUAUUUUCCUUAUGGACACGAAUCUCAACUAAUUCCCCUUCUCACUAACAGGCAGCUGGUAUCUAGUGAAAUUUUUAGUAAUACACCUGAAGGAACUACAUCAAGUCUUUUGAGCCCUGAUGACAUGCUUCCUUAUGUUAAUCCAAGGCAACCAGUUCUGGUGAGACUUGUGGACCCUUCAAGGGAUUUGUAUUCUUACAGUCUUGAAGAUCUUGACUGGAGGGAUAGGAUUGGUGAUUGGAAAUGGAAACAACAGAAACAGGUCGUGCACAUGGAAAAUAGACAUAUCAAAGAGAAAAGAGACAUUGGCACAGGGUCGGAUGGGGAAGAACAACUUCAAAUGGCUGAUGAUGCUCAUCAACCUUUGAGCUGUGUUGUGCCCAUUUCUUCUUCUCACCUUACUCCUUAUCGUGUAAUAAUCAUGCUUCGGCUGAUUAUAUUGGGUUUUUUCUUGCAAUAUCGUUGUACUCAUCCAGUUAAGGAUGCUUAUCCAUUAUGGCUGACAUCAGUUAUCUGCGAGGUUUGGUUUGCAUUAUCCUGGCUUCUGGAUCAGUUUCCAAAAUGGUCACCUGUCAAUCGUGAGACAUACCUGGAUAGGCUUGCCUUGAGAUAUGACAGGGAAGGGAAUCCUUCACAAUUAGCACCUAUUGAUGUAUUUGUCAGUACAGUGGAUCCAAUGAAAGAGCCUCCUCUCAUAACAGCUAACACUGUGCUGUCCAUCCUUGCCGUGGAUUACCCUGUAGACAAAGUCUCUUGUUAUGUUUCUGAUGAUGGAUCAGCAGUGUUAACCUUUAUUGCUCUGUCUGAGACGGCACAGUUUGCAAGGAAAUGGGUGCCUUUCUGCAAGAAACAUAGUAUUGAGCCUAGGGCUCCUGAAUUCUAUUUUGCUCGAAAGAUAGAUUAUUUGAAGGACAAGAUACAGCCUUCUUUUGUGAAAGAGCGCAGGGCAAUGAAGAGGGAAUAUGAAGAAUUCAAGGUAAGAAUCAAUGCAUAUGUUGCCGGAGCACAAAAGAUGCCUGAAGAAGGUUGGACAAUGCCAGAUGGAGCUCCUUGGCCUGGAAAUAACCCAAGGGAUCAUACAGGAAUGAUUCAGGUUUUCUUAGGCCACGGUAGGGGCCCUGAUAUAUAUGGCAAUGAGCUACCACGUAUGGUUUAUGUUUCUCGUGAGAAGCGUCCAGGCUUUCAGCAUCACAAGAAAGCUGGAGCAAUGAAUGCUUUGAUUCGAGCUUCAGCUAUCCUAACCAAUGGUGCAUACAUUUUGAAUGUGGAUUGUGAUCACUACUUCAACAAUAGCAAAUGUCUUAAGGAAGCCAUGUGUUUCAUGAUGGAUCCUGAUCUUGGAAAGAAAACUUGCUAUGUGCAGUUUCCACAACGUUUUGAUGGCAUUGACUUGCAUGAUCGAUAUGCUAACCGUAAUAUUGUCUUUUUUGAUAUCAACUUGAAAGGGCUUGAUGGGAUCCAGGGACCAGUCUAUGUGGGAACUGGUUGUUGUUUCAACAGAAAAGCACUAUAUGGGUAUGAUCCAGUCUUAACAGAGGAAGAUUUGGAACCAAGCAUUAUUGUUAAGAGUUGUGGUGGUUCAAGGAAGAAGGGUAGGAGAGGCAACAAGAAAUACAUUGCUAAAAUGAGAGCAGUUAAGAGAACAGAAUCUACCAUUCCCUUUUUCAAUGAGGAGGACACAGAUGAUGGUGUUGAAGGAGAUGAUGAUGAAAAGUCACUUGUGUUUCUGAAGAGCUUAGAAAAGCGUUUUGGUCAAUCUCCAGUUUUUAUUGCUGCAAUCUCUACGGAGCAAGGGGGCCUUCCACCAUCAAGCAAUCCUGAAAUUCUUCUAAAAGAAGCAUUCCAUGUUAUUAGCUGUGGGUAUGAGGAGAAGACCGAAUGGGGCAAAGAGAUUGGAUGGAUCUAUGGGUCCGUGACAGAAGAUAUUUUGACUGGGUUUAAGAUGCAUGCACGAGGAUGGAUUUCAAUCUACUGCAUGCCUCAUCGCCCAGCAUUUAAGGGAUCUGCCCCCAUUAAUCUUUCUGAUCGUUUGAAUCAAGUUCUUAGGUGGGCUUUGGGAUCGAUUGAGAUUCUUCUGAGUAGGCAUUGCCCCAUAUGGUAUGGCUACAAUGGGAGACUGAAGCUUUUGGAGAGGCUGGCAUAUAUUAAUACCAUUGUUUAUCCUCUCACCUCUAUCCCUCUGCUUGCUUAUUGUGUGCUUCCUGCCAUUUGUCUUCUCACUGGAAAAUUUAUCAUUCCUGAGAUUAGUAACUAUGCUAGCAUGUGGUUCAUCCUUCUUUUCGUGUCCAUUUUCGCAACCGGCAUACUGGAGCUCAGAUGGAGCGGUGUGGGCAUCGAGGACUGGUGGAGAAACGAACAGUUCUGGGUAAUUGGUGGCAUAUCAGCGCAUCUCUUUGCUGUCUUCCAGGGGCUCCUGAAAGUGUUUGCAGGGAUCGACACCAACUUCACUGUCACCUCAAAGGCAUCUACCGACGAUGGCGGGGAGUUUUCAGAGCUUUACAUGUUCAAAUGGACAUCGCUCCUCAUUCCUCCAACCACAGUCCUGGUGGUGAACUUGGUCGGCAUAGUGGCGGGUGUUUCGUAUGCCAUAAACAGAGGGUAUCAGUCAUGGGGACCUCUAUUAGGGAAGCUGUUCUUCUCCAUUUGGGUCAUUGUCCACUUGUAUCCCUUCCUCAAGGGUCUGUUGGGUCGCCAAAAUCGCCCCCCAACAAUUGUCAUCGUCUGGUCCACACUGCUUGCCUCUAUCUUCUCCAUACUUUGGGUCCGGAUAGAUCCCUUCGCAUCAGACACCAACAAAUCUGCGUCGAAAGCUCAGUGUGGCAUCGACUGCUAGUGGCCGUGGACAUCAUUUUUUUCGGGUUUCAUCAAUCUUUCUUUUGUAUAAAAACAAGUAGUGAAGAUGUGUGGCCAUUCUUUUGUUCGUCAAAUCUUUGUAUUUUAGGACUCGACAACUUCAUCAUUCAUUUUAAAUUAAGUUAAUUCAUUGGAUCCU